AUUUCAUUUUAGUUUUAAUAUUAAUCUCCUCAGAGUAACAACGUUUCUGGCUAUUAAAUAUUUAAAAUAAAUUGAAGAAAAAAAUCAUGGGGCAAUUAUUAAAAAUCGUUUGCAUUUUAGCAGUAUUAUUUGUGAAUGAUUCUUUGUCUCAAAGCAUUGCAUUUCCUGAUGGUAGUUGUGGCACUCCCGACGGUUAUCAAGGUACAUGUAUAGAUAUAUUACAAUGUCCGCCACUACUGCAAUCAUUAAAGAAUGUUCAAAGAUCUCAACUGGAAACACGUUAUCUGCAACAGAGUCAAUGUGGUAAAAGUGGCAAUACCGUACUGGUUUGUUGUCGUUAUGAUGGUGUAAGCCGCUUUAGUAAUCCAACACCUUCAAUGCCUAGAGAUAACUCGAAUUUAUUGCCCAAUAUACGACAAUGUGGUCGUUCCUUUGAUAAUCGUAUUUAUGGUGGUAGUGCUACUAAAAUCGAUGAAUAUCCUUGGACUGCUUUAAUCGAAUAUACAAAACCCCGUAACGAAAAGGGUCAUCAUUGUGGAGCUGCCUUGAUAAAUAAUCGUUAUGUGAUAACCGCUGCUCAUUGUGUUACUGGUCGUGGUAUACCGGCUGACUGGCGGGCUACCGGAGUACGUUUGGGAGAAUGGGAUCGUUCCAGUAAUCCCGAUUGUGAAAUAUCCGUAACUGGUGAAAGAGAUUGUGCUGAACCUCAUUUGGAUGUUGGCAUUGAAGAAAUCACUUAUCAUCCCAAUUAUAAUGCUCAGGCCUCCAAUAAUUUACAUGACAUAGCUCUAAUACGUCUGGAUCGUUAUGUUGAUUUCAACGACUUCGUUAGCCCUGUCUGUUUGCCCACCCAAUCUUAUUUGCGUACAAAAACAUUUGAAAACAUUAAAAUGGAUGUCACCGGCUGGGGCACUACAGAACAGGGUGGUACUAGUGCUUUAAAAUUAAAGGCUGGUGUAGAUGGUUGGACUUUUGAUAGAUGUCGCCAAAAAUAUGCCACCAAAAGAAUUUAUUUGCAAGACACUCAAAUGUGUGCGGGCGGUGAAGAAGGUGUUGACUCUUGUGGUGGUGAUUCCGGUGGUCCAUUGGUGGUUAAGGAGAGAGUGGAUAAUCGUGAUGUGUAUAUGUUGUCUGGUGUUGUAUCGUUUGGUCCAAAACCUUGUGGCUUACCUGGCUGGCCCGGAGUUUAUACCAGGGUUGGUGCUUACAUCGAUUGGAUUACACGUACAAUUAGAGCUUAAAAUUAGUGUGUUCUUUGUGUGUAUGUGUUUUUUUAAUUUUAUAUCUUGCCAUUACUUUUAAUGCUUACUUAAAUAUAUUAUAAAUAAUUUACGAAAA
Lucilia cuprina (Australian sheep blowfly) is the source of this 1338-nucleotide messenger RNA. RefSeq names its product serine protease easter-like. The transcript is spliced from 3 exons. Gene Ontology annotation, biological process: proteolysis. Gene Ontology annotation, molecular function: serine-type endopeptidase activity. Lineage: Eukaryota; Metazoa; Arthropoda; Insecta; Diptera; Calliphoridae. The record is from RefSeq and is a predicted model, not a curated record. Bases 87 to 1241 code for a protein of 384 amino acids.